GCAUGAAAUAGAACCUUGAAAUUGUAAAUUAUUGUAAGAAGUCAUGACAUCGAAAACAUUAAGUAUAGAACAGAGUAACGAGACAAAACGUGUCGUGAUGAUAAUGAAUCGAGGUCCAUAAACCAGAGACUGCGAACGCUUGAGGUUAAUCAUUCUCGAUAUCACGCUCCAAAUGCUUGUGCAGCUUGAUCGUAAUUUUGUUCGAGUGCCAGGAUUUUGUAUCAGCUGAUGAACUCAGAAUUAUUUUAUAGAAUCGAGUGACUAAACGAUCAUCGAAGAUUUAUCUAGUCUUUUAUUGACAGAAUACGUUGAUAUGGCAGAUUUCGCGUUAAAUGAAUUUAGCAGUGAUCAGACUGAAAAAAUCCUUCAGUUUCAGGAUUUAACGGGUAUCGAAGACCUAUCAAUCUGUAGAGAUGUUUUGCAAAGGCAUAACUGGAAUUUAGAAGUAGCCGUACAGGAACAACUAAAUCUCUACGAAGGAAGACCAUCAAUGUAUGCACAGGAUUCGAGGUCAAGGCCACCACAAGUUGUUGAUGACAGCAAUUCUAGAAUAUAUUUUCAUUAUUCUGGUAGUUCUAGCGGCAGUGGUAGUUACCUGUGGUAUAUCUUUUCGUUAUGUUAUGAAAGAGUGAUCCGCAUCCUACAAUUACUUCUAUCCAUAUUUAGGAGAAAUGUUAGACCUGUAUCAGCUGAUCCAGUGGAAGAUGUAAUUAACUUCAUUCGAUCCUAUGAAGAACGUUAUGGUAAUAGUCAUCCUGUUUUCUAUCAAGGUUCUUAUAGUCAAGCUCUUUCAGAUGCAAAGCAAGAAUUAAGAUUUUUAUUGGUAUACUUGCAUAAAGAUGAAGCUCAGAAUAUCGAUCAGUGGUGCAGGAAUACAUUAGGUAAUCUAGAAGUUGUUCGGUACAUAAAUGUACAUACAUUGUUUUGGGCAUGUAAUGUACAAUCAGGUGAAGGUUACAAAGUGGCAGAAGCUCUUAAAUCUGGUUCUUAUCCUUUCCUGGCUAUUAUCGUUCUAAAGGACAACAGAAUGACAAUUGUUGGCCGGAUGGAAGGCACACCGUCUCCUUCUGAUUUGAUAUCUCGUUUGCAAACAAUCGUAGAGCACAAUGAAAUUAAUUUAAUACAAGCCCGCCAAGAAAGAGCGGAACGUAGUGCCGCACAAUCUUUACGCCAACAACAAGAUCAAGCCUAUGAAGAAUCAUUACGUGCAGAUCAAGAGAAAGAUCGUAGAAGAGAAGAAGAACGAAAAGCGCGAGAAGAACAAGAAGCUAGAGAAAAGGAACAAUUAAAUGCACAAGAAUUGGAAAUUCAACGUAUUCGUCGUGAGAAAGAACUUACUGUACACAAAGUACCUCUUGAACCAGAGCCUACACAUUCUAAUGCAUGUCAUCUUCAAAUUAAACUCGGAGAGAGAACGAUGAAAAGGCGUUUCUUAAUGUCUGACACAAUAGAAGAUGUUUAUCAUUGGAUAUUUAGUCAACCAGAUUCUCCAGUGAGUUUCGAAAUAACAACAAGUUUUCCGAAAAGAAUUUUAUAUCCAUGUAGAGAAGUCUUAACAUUAUCAGAUGCUGGAUUAACUCAUAGAGAAGUUCUUCAUGUUAAUGAUUUAGAUGAUUAACCUCUAAUGACAUUUCAAUACUGCAUUCUUUGUGUUUAAGUAUCAUUCCAUGGAAAAAUGAUACUGCCGUAAGAGACAUUUAUCAAAAGAUAAUAAAUAUAUAUAUAUAUACAUAAAUAUAUAUAUAUUUGAUACAUUCGAGUAUUUUAUGUGAAGCGUAGCUCGAUGACGAGAGUGCAGUUAUGCAACGGGUCUAUGAAAUACAUUGGAGAAAAAGAAAUCGGAAACCGUCUAAUUAUACUGCACGAAAAGGAUCGUUUCAGCUACAAGUAUAUUUAUCGUGUGUCACGAAAUACAACACGUUCACUGAAAUAUACAUUGAAUAAUAUAAAAGGGCAGAUUUCAUUGUAGAAACUGAAAAGAAACUUAUAUAAUACGUCAUCAGAAAAGCUGUACACCAAACAUUUAUUACACUUGUCUUAAUACAUUUUAGCUUAAAAAAAUCUUUUAAUAAGCUGACUAAAAGAUGUAAGUACUUUACAAAGCUGAAGAAGCAAAAAAUGUUAUAUGUUAUAAUUAAAGCACAGAUUUAUAGUAUUUGCACUUGAUAAUUUUCUGAAAGUCAAAAUCACUUUAUUGUAAUGUUUCAAAUCUGUACUUUAAAUGUAACUAAUGAAACAAUUUCUGACAAGUGUGUGUUUCUUUUGCAUUUUGCCGUCCUUACAAUUCUGGUCAGUCUUAUUAAAAAUCAUAUUAGAUACAAUGAAAGAGCGAAUUCAUAAUAGAUCAUUCGGUUAAAUGAAAUUGUACUCGAUGGAAAUUUUUGUAUGAGGAAAGAGAGAAAGGAGUUAAGCGAUAAUAGUUCAUCUUAGAAUAUCAGAUUUUUUUGUAUAUGAUAAUUUUAUGAGUGUGAACACGACG
Megachile rotundata (alfalfa leafcutting bee) is the source of this 2479-nucleotide messenger RNA. It is a transcript of the gene Faf2, whose product is annotated as Fas-associated factor 2. Gene Ontology annotation, biological process: ERAD pathway. Gene Ontology annotation, cellular component: endoplasmic reticulum. NCBI's taxonomy places the organism in Eukaryota, Metazoa, Arthropoda, Insecta, Hymenoptera, Megachilidae. Gene Ontology annotation, molecular function: ubiquitin binding. The record is from RefSeq and is a predicted model, not a curated record.